Molecule: messenger RNA, 1176 nt
Organism: Melitaea cinxia (Glanville fritillary)
Lineage: Eukaryota; Metazoa; Arthropoda; Insecta; Lepidoptera; Nymphalidae
Product: tenascin-like
Exons: 8
Coding region: 1-966 (321 amino acids)
Source: RefSeq, a predicted model, not a curated record
AUGGCAGCGUGGAGCUGGUUGUAUGCGCUUGCGCUAAUUGUGGCGGUCGCCGCCCAGGGACCUGAAAAACGGAGAACAGGAAACGUUUGUAACGUGGACAUCGAUUGUCCAGACAACGCUUUCUGCAGACAGAGCAGCUACUGCGUAUGCAAGGAUGGCUUCGUGUACGCUGCUAUCAACAGCACGCAUAAAGGCUGUUUGAAAGAGGCACACAAUGGCGAGGAAUGUGUCCAGCACAUCCAGUGUCACUCGACGAUGGGUCUGCACUCCGAGUGCGCUAACGGCGUGUGCGCCUGCCUGGCCACCGCGCACCUUGAAACCGACCGCUGUUACGAAACUGCGGUAAUUGGAGAACGUUGCGUGGUGGAUCAGAACUGCUAUCUAGGGGAUCCCACCGGCGAACGUCAGGCGUUCUGCGUACGAGGCUACUGCACCUGCCAGCUGCAGUAUAGUCCUAGAGAUAAUGGGACACGAUGUGUAAGAGACGCGGUGCUGGGCGAGGAGUGUGAAGAUCAGUUACAGUGCGCAGGAGUCGGGCUCGAGUGCCGCGGGACUUGCCGCUGCAGAAACAACUGGGUUGCGUUCAAAGACAUCAACGCGUGUGUUGAGUCCGCAAAAGCCCUUGACGCUCCUUGCCAGUACGACGUCCAGUGCGACGCGCUGGCCGGCGCCACCGACGCGCCGUCCCCGGGCGCCGCGCUCUGUCUGGGCGGUACUUGCGCCUGUGCGUACGACGCGCGCGUUGCGGGGACUCCCCCGCGCUGCUGGCGACGAAAACGACCAGGACAGGAGUGCAGCCGGGAUGAGGAAUGCGUGUCUGAAGAAGACGAACCAGGAUAUUGCCUGUCCGGACGUUGCACUUGUAAGACUUGCUCGCCAGAUGCCAAUGACUUUGGUGGAGCGAACACAGUAACACCUCACGUGGCAACUGCCAUUUUGUUCGUCGCCGCCAUCUUUGUCCAUUAGCAGCUAUUUUGUGACAAUCCAAGUACCGCCAUCUUGUUGUUGUUUACCGUGGCACGUUCUGAAUUUCAAAACUGGCAGUCACGAAAAAGAUAGCGCUAUCUGUAAAUGAAAGCAAUUCCAGUGUAAACAUUAAGAACCAAUAAGAACAAUUAAAAAAAAUCUAUAAUAAUAUUGAGUUCCUUUUAAACUUAUUCUUUUAUAAAUGUUAAA